AUGCCAGAGCCAACCAUUGCAAAGAAUGUCAGUAAAAUUUCGAGUCAGCUGAAAGAUGGUGUCAAAGGUUUGUUUCCACUUUUCGGAUUGAUCGCUUACACAGUGCUCGGAGCAAUUCUUUUCCAAGAGCUCGAGUAUCCUUAUGAGAAGUUCACUUUGGAAACUCUUCAAAAAGAUAGAGCAAAACUUGUAGAGGAUACCAUUUUUUCCUUAAAUACUCGUCCAAGAGGUGGAGCAAUCAAUGACUAUAAUAACACGAGACGGAUUUUACUGCGGUAUAACGAAAAACUGGGGUUAGAUGAGGUCGAUCCUGAAGCUCAAGUACGCUGGAGUUUUUGGGGGUCUGUCUUCUAUUGUAUGACUGUAUAUACUACGAUUGGAUAUGGUAAUAUCGCUCCAGUCACUACAGGAGGUAGAAUCUUGACCAUAAUAUACGCAUUUCUCGGAAUCCCUCUGGCUCUCAUUGUGCUCUAUUCUUUGGGUCUCAUAUUUGCAAGAAUAUGUCGGUGGCUCUGGAAAGCCCUGAUCAAAUCAACAAAAGUUGUUUCCAAAGACUUAGGACAGAAAGUAGAAGAUGCUGUUGGAAUCGAAGAAGGACAAGCCAAAACAGCUGAAAAUGAUGAUGAUGAUCUUCUGUCUUUCCCUAUCAGUUUUCUGAUUUUUGUGACUGUUAUGUGGAUUUUCAUUUGUGCUGCCAUUUUCCUCCUUUUCGAAGAAUGGGAUUACGGUACUUCCCUCUAUUUUACUCUCAUUUCUUUCACUACGAUCGGAUUCGGAGAUAUUGUACCUUCGGAAUUCUCUUACGUUGUUGUUGUGGCCUUAUUACUUUUGAUAGGACUCUCUCUGGUGUCCACAGUUUUGACCCUCAUUCAGCAGCAGAUUCAAGCCCUUGCCAGUGGGAUGCAAGAAAAUAUUGACCGUGAAUAUAUGAAUGCUUUGGCAGAAGCUGCGGAUGAAGGAGAAAUUUCUGAUGAGGACGUACGCAAGAUGAGUAGUGGGGAUAUUUUGAAAAAUCCUGAAGAUCAGAAAACGAAGAAAACCAUGGACGCCGUAAUCUCUAGAAUGCCCAUGAAAGAAAGAGUUCUCUAUCACAUUAUGCCAGCUUCUGCUAAGAAGGCUCUCGAACAAAGUGCUGAUAGCAAAUCUCGUAGAAGGACAUGCGCUUGCCAAACUGACAUGGUUCUAUUAGAGGAUUUAAUUAAGGAAGAACUACUGAAAAUGGAACUACAGUCAGGAUCAUCUAUCAUGGAUAGAUCUGCUGGUAGAAUGUCCGAAAAGACUCCCAUCACUCCCACUUCACCUAGUGGUCCAUCCACUAGUUUUGUCAUGCCUAGCCGCACAACUAAAUUCCAAAGCCAGAACACUGAAGAGGAAGAAGUAGAGGACGCACCCAGAGCCCCCGUUCGAAGCUUCAAAAUAGAGAAAGUCACACCCAUAGAACAGUCAGCUGAACCAAGCACCAUCACAACCACAUUGAUUAAAGAGGAUGAUGUGUAA
Auanema sp. JU1783 is the source of this 1497-nucleotide messenger RNA. The record is from the annotation of a GenBank genome assembly. Lineage: Eukaryota; Metazoa; Nematoda; Chromadorea; Rhabditida; Rhabditidae.